GCAGCGACGCGCGGUUCCUCGGCUCUUCAUGGGCGCCGCUGCCGGUGCUCCUUAGGCGGGCGGGCGGGCGGGCGGGCGGGCGCCCGGCUCCCGUCAUGGCCAAAUGGCUGAAUAAGUACUUCAGCCUGGGCAACAACAAGACCAAGAGCCCCCCGCAGCCGCCCCGGCCGGACUAUCGGGACAAGCGCAACGGGACGGCGGUGGCGGGCGGAGGUGGAGGCGGCGGCGGCGGCGGCGGGCACAACCACAACCACCAUCACCACACGUCGCCUUGCUUCCCGCGCCACGACACCAGCGACCUGCUCCGCGCCUACCGGGCGCAGAAGGAGCGCGACUUCGAGGACCCUUACAGCGGACCGGGCUCGUCGCUGCGCAAGCUGCGGGCUCUCUGCCGCGCCGAGUACUGCGCGCCCGAGGAGCUGCUGGGCGAGCCGGCCGGCCCCAAGCCCUUCUCUUCGGCGUCCUGUUGCGGCGGGAGCGGCAACGCAGCCACGGCCGCCGCCACCGCCGCCUCGGCUUCGCCUCAGCUCUUCCGCAGCCAGAGCGAGCGGCGAGCCGCCACCCCGCCCGACAACGGGGCCGUCAAGUACAUCUCCCCCAAGCACCGGCUGAUCAAGAUCGAGAGCAACGAAGCCGGCAAGGCGGCGGGGGGCGGCGGCGCCCCAAUCACCUGGAGCCCGCCCAGCGGCGCCGGAGCCGGCCAGAAGAAGCUCAACAAGUGCGCGGAGCCGGCGGAAGGCACCGGCGGCUCAGGCACCAAGAAGGAGAAAGUCCUAAUAGCAGAUGAUUACUCUGACCCAUUUGAUGCCAAAAGUGAGGGAAACAAGACAGGCAAAGGAGAAAACACUGGCUAUAUGGAACCAUAUGAAGCCCAGAGGAUUAUGACAGAAUUCCAGAGGCAAGACAGCGUGAAGACCCAGCCGAAAGAUAUCCAGCUGUACGACACACCUUAUGAACCUGAAGGCAAUGGCGUGGAGUCAGAUUCUGAAAGUGUAGUGAGUCAGCGCUUGAGAGAGAGCAAGUUACCACAAGACGACGACAGGCCUGCGGAUGAAUACGACCAGCCGUGGGAGUGGAACAAGGUCACCAUUCCAGCUUUAGCAGCUCAGUUCAACGGGGGAGACAUGAGGCAGUCUUCCCCUUCCCCUUCCAGCGAUCGGCGUUGGCAGCUCCGAGCACCAGGAGGAGGCUUCAAGCCCAUCAAACACGGCAGCCCCGAGUUCUGUGGGAUCCUCGGGGAGCGAGUGGACCCAACCAUCCCACUGGAAAAACAAAUAUGGUAUCAUGGGGCAAUAAGUCGGACAGAUGCAGAAAACCUGUUGCGGUUAUGUAAAGAAUGUAGCUAUCUAGUGAGGAACAGUCAAACCAGCAAGCACGACUAUUCUCUUUCAUUAAAGAGCAACCAAGGGUUUAUGCACAUGAAGCUGACGAAAACCAAAGAGAAGUACAUUUUAGGCCAGAACAGCCCUCCGUUUGACAGCGUCCCGGAAGUGAUACAUUACUACACUGCGAAAAAGCUCCCAAUCAAAGGAGCAGAACACUUGUCGCUCCUGUACCCCGUGGCUGUCCGGACCUUAUAAUUGCUCUGACCGUGCUCCUUCCUGUGGAUUGGAGACCAUGGAUGAGGGAUGUGGCAGCAGGAUUGCCCCUGCGAUGUCCGUGACUGUGUCUCACAAUGGAAACGCCAACUUCUGCCUUUCCAGUAGCCUGCGGCGGGUGUCAGCAGAAUGAUGGAACAGUCAUUAAGAACGGAACCCUUGCACUACUUUGCAUGUCCUUUGUGGGACUGGGUUUCUAUUUACACGAGAGGCAGUCAGAGUGCGUUCAGAAAGCGGAGAAAUGGAUCCUCUUCAAGGACUCCCCACCCUUCCGCGAAUGGAAACAUUGCCAAACACAAAGAAUGGCCUUUGAAAUUUGCCCGUUGCCUGUCA
Heteronotia binoei (common prickly gecko) is the source of this 1931-nucleotide messenger RNA. RefSeq names its product SH2 domain containing adaptor protein B (gene SHB). Gene Ontology annotation, molecular function: phosphotyrosine residue binding. The record is from RefSeq and is a predicted model, not a curated record. The coding region runs from base 96 to 1580 and encodes 494 amino acids. NCBI's taxonomy places the organism in Eukaryota, Metazoa, Chordata, Lepidosauria, Squamata, Gekkonidae. The transcript is spliced from 6 exons.